Messenger RNA from Aspergillus affinis, 2490 nucleotides. RefSeq names its product tethering complex subunit VPS16 (gene vp16). Gene Ontology annotation, cellular component: endosome; lysosomal membrane; HOPS complex. NCBI's taxonomy places the organism in Eukaryota, Fungi, Ascomycota, Eurotiomycetes, Eurotiales, Aspergillaceae. The transcript is spliced from 7 exons. Gene Ontology annotation, molecular function: actin binding. The record is from RefSeq and is a predicted model, not a curated record. Gene Ontology annotation, biological process: endosomal transport; vacuole fusion, non-autophagic; intracellular protein transport. Bases 1 to 2490 code for a protein of 829 amino acids.
AUGGCGCCGUCGAACCCCCUGGCGAACUGGGAGAAGCUGGGCGAUAGCUUCUACCGAAAAGUACCCGUCUACGAUGCCAUCUUUGACGAUGACGUCCAAUUAGAGAACUACAUUGUUGUUGGCGCCCCGUACGGAGGGGCUAUCGCCCUCCAUCGAGAUGAGAGCAAGGUGUUCCGGUUUCGGGAUGCCCAGACCGCCAAAACAAGCAUUGACAUCUACUCAUGCUCGGGCAAACAUAUUAACCGAAUAAACUGGGAGUACGGCACGAUCCGUGGACUGGGUUGGUCGGGCCGGGAAGAGCUACUAGUCAUCACGGAAGAUGGUACGGUGAGGCGAUAUUUUGGCCUGCAUGGCGAUUUCACAUCGUUUUCUCUCGGAAAUGGUGCCGAAGAGUACGGGGUCCGGGCUUGUCGAUUCUGGACAUCUGGUUUCGUCGCUCUACUCUCGAAUAACCAGCUGGUUGCUGUCUCGAAUUAUGAUGAGCCGAGACCCAAACUUCUUGCGCCAUGCCCCGAAGGAGAGGUAUCAUCGUGGUCUUUGAUUCCUCCAGUUUAUACGCUCUCUCGCUCGGUUGAAGUGUUGCUGGCAGUUGACAAGACUGUCUACUUAAUAGAUCCAACUGAAGCAGAAGACAAAGUUCUCCAAAAUGGACCGUUCAAACAUGCUAGUGUAUCUCCUACGGGAAAGUUUGUGGCUCUCAUCACAGCGGAGGGAAAGGUCUGGGUUGUCAGCAGCGAUUUCCAAAGCAAAUACAGUGAAUAUGACCCUGAAUCCCGAGUCACGCCGCGGACAGUCGAUUGGUGUGGUGAUGAUGCAGUGGUGAUCGCCUGGGAAGAUGAAGUGCAUCUCAUUGGGCCUAGCGGUGUCGCUGCUCGAUACUACUAUGAUGACACCGUUCAUGUUAUACCCGAAUUUGAUGGCGUUCGAUUGAUCACGAAUGAUACCUGCGAGUUCCUACACAAGGUUACAGAUGUGACAGAAGCGAUUUUCCGACUCGGAUCGACUUCUCCGGCGUCAGUCUUAUUAGACUCGGUAGAUUUACUGGAGAAGAAGUCACCCAAAGCGGAUGAAAACAUCCAAAGAAUCCGUCCCAGUCUCCCGGAGGCAGUCGAUGUUUGUGUCAAGGCUGCUGGCCACGAAUUUUACGCCUACUGGCAGAAGCGGCUCUUGAAAGCUGCCUCGUUUGGAAAAUCCGUCCUCGAUCUGUAUAACAGCGACGAAUUUGUCGAGAUGACCGAGAAGUUGCGAGUUCUGAAGGCCGUGAGAGACUACCAAAUAGGUCUCCCAAUCUCUUACGAGCAGUACAUUCGAUUGACUCCCGAGAAGCUGAUCGAACGCUUGGUCAAUCGACAUGAAUACCUCUUAGCUAUCCGGAUUUCCGAAUACCUUCAACUUCCCGCCGACAGGAUUUAUGUUCACUGGGCUAGCCAAAAGGUCAAAAUCUCGACGGUCGAUGACGAAGCGGUCUGUAAGCUCAUUGUACAGCGGCUGGAUGGAAAGCCAGGAAUCUCAUUUGAAUUGAUAGCACAAACCGCCUUUGAUGAGGGCCGGUCUCACCUGGCAACUCAGUUAUUGAACCAUGAGCCGCGCGCCGGAAAACAGGUUCCAUUGUUGCUGAACAUGGAAGAAGAUGAGAUAGCCCUUGACAAGGCCAUCGAAAGUGGAGACAACGACCUUGUUAACUACGUACUCUUACACCUGAAGAGUAAACUUCCUCUCGCCAGCUUCUUUAGGAUGAUCAACACACGGCCCAUGGCAUCAGCACUUGUGGAAACGAGUGCCCGUGAAGAGGAUACAGAGCUGUUGAAGGAUCUUUACUAUCAAGAUGAUCGCCCGAUUGAUGGCUCAAAUGUCCUUCUCUCGGAGGCAUUAAGCCAGACGGCAUUACCGCGCAAGACUGAGAAGAUUCAGCUUGCAUCUCGCCUGCUAACGGACUCAAAAGAUGCGACCGUGGUGCUGCAACAGAAACUACUCUCCGAGGCAUCGCAAUUGUUGAAGGUACAGGAAAACCUGGACAAGGACCUUACUGAUCGAUCGGAAUUCCUCGGCCUUAGUUUGAAUGAGACUAUCUACAGGCUGAUCAGAUCGGGUUACGGCAAGAGGGCACAGAAGCUCCAAAGCGAGUUCAAGAUGCCAGAGAAAACCUAUUGGUGGUUGAGAUUGAGAGCCCUAGUCGCCAAACGAGAUUGGGGUGAGCUAGAGGAGAUCGGAAAAAACAAGAAAUCGCCGGUAGGAUGGGAGCCUUUCUAUAACGAGAUUUUGGGCGCUGGAAACACAAAGCUUGCUUCACUGUUCGUCCCCAAAUGUACCAACCUGCCCGUCGAGGACAAGGUGGAGAUGUGGGUUAAAUGCGGAAUGAUUGUAAAAGCCGGAGAAGAAGCCUUCAAGGCCAAAGAUUUCAAUACCCUUGAGCUACUCCGUGGGAGAGCUUCCGGACCUGCCGCCUCGGAUAUCGAGCGAAUGAUCAACCAGCUUAGGCCAAGGAAAUAG